Messenger RNA from Plasmodium gallinaceum, 1098 nucleotides. RefSeq names its product syntaxin, Qa-SNARE family, putative (gene SYN11). The coding region runs from base 1 to 1098 and encodes 365 amino acids. The record is from RefSeq and is a predicted model, not a curated record. The transcript has a single exon. Lineage: Eukaryota; Apicomplexa; Aconoidasida; Haemosporida; Plasmodiidae. Gene Ontology annotation, cellular component: membrane. Gene Ontology annotation, biological process: vesicle-mediated transport.
AUGGAAGAUAUUUUAAAUGAGAUAAUUUCAUUAAGUGAAAAAAAAAGAGAAGAAAAAGAAGAAAAGGAAAAAAAAAAAAAAAAAAAAAAUACUUCAAAAGAUGAUGACAAUUAUAAUUUUUGUGAUGCAUCAACUAAUUGUACAGUUGAUGACGAUUUAAAUAUUGAAAAAAUAAAUAUUUUUAGUAAAAUAAUAAAUGAUAAUAAAACAAAUGAAUCAGAUAUGUUUGAAGAUAUUGAAAAGAAUAUAUGUGAAAAUACUCCUCUAUUUCAAAAUGAAAAUACAUUAAACACAUAUUUACUGAAUGUAAAUGAUAUAAAUAUAAAUAUUUCUAAUAUUUAUAAAAAUAUUGAUAAAAUAAAUGUUAUAAAAAAAAAAAUAGAUUUAAAUAUUUAUGAUAAUGAAAAGUUAUAUAAAAAAGUGAAUUUAAUAAUAAAUGAUUCAGAAAAAAUAAUUGAAUAUAUAAAAAUAAAAAUUAAUGACUUAAAUAAGGAAAAUAAUGAAUUUGAAAAAAGUAGCAAUAUGAUUAGUGAAAUUAAAUUACGAAUAAAUAUAUUUAUUGAUGUGGUAAAUAAAUACAAAGGUUGCAUAAAUAAAUAUAAAAAUAUAUGCAAUCAAUAUUACGAAUAUGUGAAUAAAAAUAUAAUUAAACAUUAUAAAUUAAUACAUCCAAACUUAAGUGAUCACAAAAUACAUAAAUUAAUAAAACAAAAUAAUCAUAGUAUAGAAGAUUUCUUAAAUAUGAAUAAAACUUAUCAAAAUAGUGAUAUUUACUCUACUAAUGUAGAACAAAUAGAAAUAGAAAAAAUAAAAGAAAAAUAUAAUGAAUUAAAAAAUCUUGAAAAAAGCAUAUUAUCAUUGAAUGAAUUAUAUAUUGAAUUAGCAUAUGUUAUAAAAAAAAGAAAAAAUGUAAUUAAUAAUAUUGAAAAUAACGUUUUUCAAGUAAGAGAAUAUACUGAAGAUGCUCUCAUAAAUAUAAUUGAAGCAAAAAAAUAUAAUGCAAUGAUUAAACAGAAAAUUUUAUAUUUUAGUAUUUUUCUUUUAAUAGUAGCAUUUAUCAUUUUAUUUCCAAUUUUUUUUAAUUUUACAUUGUUUUAA